AUUACUAUAAAUAUAAAAAAUAAUAAUUUAUUCAUCAGUUAUAAUAAAAUUGUUGUUAAUAGUAGUUAACAUGGAUCAAAAAACAAUAACAAAAAAAUUAAUUAAAAAAAGAAAAGAUAUUAAAACUAAAUUAAAAGCAUUAAAACUAAAUAGAUUUCAAACGGAACAUGUUUUACAACCCUUUAAACAAUUAAUUUCCUAUUCUGUUCAACAAAAUGAACCAAAAGUAAAAUUAGAAAAAGAAGACGAAAAAGAAAAAAAAUUCUAUACAAAUAAAAAAAAUGUUGGAACCAGUCCUAUAAAAACAAAUAAAAGGGACUUUGGAACCAGCCCUGUAAAACAUGAUGAAACAUUUGAAUAUUCAAAUAUAGCAGAUCAUACGUUACAAGAUGCAUUACAAGGCAGUUAUAUUUAUGAUGACAGUAUUAGCCAACAGAAUUAUCAAGAUAUUGGGGAUUAUAUAAAUCGAGAUGAGUCUUUUAAUUUGUAUUUAGAAGAUUUUGAUGAAAUACCUCGUGAAUACGUUAAAAAAUAUAUACGAGACACUGAAUCUAUAUUUGAUACUCAUUAUUUAAAUUAUGAUGUAAUUACAUCAAAAUUUCGUUUUGGGGAUUCAGAAAUGGAUUUUAAAGGAAAUGAUGUUGUUAUAAAAGGAAAAACAAUGCUUGUUAAAGAUAAAAUAUAUAAAGGUACUUAUGGAUUAUAUGAGUUAUUGUUUAAAAAUAGACCAAACGAAAGUUUAAUAACUCCAGAAGAUAGAGAAAAUUUUAAAAAUAUUAUGCAAAGCACCAAUGCACAUAAAAGAAAUUUUAUUGCGAAUGAACAAACAGCCGGUAAUAGAGGUGAAAAGUAUAAGUAUGUAAUUAAACCUUUACUUGAUGAAAUUGUUAAAGAAUCAAAAGAAAAACAAAAAAAACAAGUAUCAAAGAUAAGAUUACCUCAACCCAAACGUCUCGCAGAAUAUUAUGAUGAUGAGGAAAAUGACAGAGCAACAACCUCCACAACACGUCGCGGUCGUGGUUUAUUAAUGCAAUAUAAUAAUAAACCCUUUGAAUACGUACAUUGGGAUGAUCCUAAUGGCAUCACAAUUUGCAGGAAAUGACAAUCAUAACAACGAAAUCGUUAGUAUAAUUGAAGAAUUAAAAGAAGCAAAUAUAAUUUAAUAA
Brassicogethes aeneus is the source of this 1166-nucleotide messenger RNA. Lineage: Eukaryota; Metazoa; Arthropoda; Insecta; Coleoptera; Nitidulidae. The record is from the annotation of a GenBank genome assembly.